CUUCGAGAUUCAAGAUGGAGUCGUUGAGUCGAGCUGGGCAGGAGAUGAGUCUAGCGGCUUUGAAGCAACACGACCCCUACAUCACCAGCAUCGCAGACCUCACGGGCCAGGUCGCUCUGUACACCUUCUGCCCCAAGGCCAACCAGUGGGAGAAGACCGAUAUAGAAGGGACCUUAUUUGUAUAUCGAAGGUCAGCUUCACCCUACCAUGGUUUUACCAUUGUAAAUCGACUGAAUAUGCACAAUCUAGUUGAACCAGUGAAUAAAGAUUUGGAAUUUCAGCUCCAUGAACCAUUUCUUCUGUAUAGAAAUGCCAGCUUAUCAAUAUACAGUAUCUGGUUUUAUGACAAGAAUGACUGUCACCGCAUAGCAAAGCUCAUGGCUGAUGUGGUAGAAGAAGAGACACGGCGAUCCCAGCAAGCUGCCCGAGAUAAGCAGAGCCCCAGCCAGGCCAAUGGCUGCAGUGACCACAGGCCUAUCGACAUCCUGGAAAUGCUGAGCAGAGCCAAGGAUGAGUACGAGAGGUCCGCUCCCUCUGGACAUAAACAUCUGACAGUGGAAGAACUGUUUGGAACCUCUUUGCCGAAAGAACCACCAGCAGUUCUGGGUGUGGAUUCCGAGGAAAUAGAGAAGCUCCCAGGAGAUGCCUCCCAGAAAGAGGCCAGCUCGUUCCUGCCACUUCCCUUUGAACCUUCCGGAGAAGCCGCUCCGCUGGAAAGCCUGGGUGUCCGCUCCGCGGCACACCACACAGUCCAGCCCGAAGUCUCCACCGCAGUGCUCAUCACCCCAGCUUCAAUCACGCAGUCCGGUGAAAGGCAUGCCCCAAGCUACACGAUCCCGCUGAGCCCAGUUCUCAGCCCCACUCUGCCGCCUGAAGCUGCUACCACGCAGGUUGCCCCUGGUUUACCUCGAAAUAGCACCAUGAUGCCCGCAGUAAAAACCACACCUAGGCAGAGGUCUCCACUCUUGAACCAGCCAGUCCCAGAGCUCAGCCACAGUGGUCUCGUUGCCAGCCAGAGCCCCUUCAGAGCCCCACUGAGUAUGACGAACGCAGCGGGCGCAUCCCUUCCGAGCAUGGAUCUACUCCAGAAACUCAGGUUGACCCCACAGCACGACCAAACACAGACACAGAAUCUCGGGAAAGGCACGGGAGCACCCAGCUUUCCUCCAGCAGGCGGCCAGCUGGCCACGCCCGAGAGCUUCAUCGAGCUUCCCUCAAAGACAGCAGUAGCCAGAGCAGUGGCCUCAGCCUCCCUGAGCAACAUGGUGCUCGCUCCCCUUCAGUCUAUGCAGCAAAACCAAGAUCCUGAAGUAUUUGCCCAGCCUAAGGUGUUACCCAGUGCUAUCUCGGUUGCAGGCCCUCCGUUAGUUACUGCGACAACCACAGCAGUGUCUUCAGUCCUGCUGUCCCCAAGUGUUUUCCAGCAGACUGUUCCAAGGUCCACAGACCUUGAGAGGAAAGCAAGUUCCCCUUCUCCCCUCACCAUUGGAACACCAGAAGAUCAGAGAAAGCCUUCCAUUAUUCUCAGCAAGUCUCAGCUCCAGGAUACACUGAUACAUCUAAUAAAGAAUGAUUCCAGCUUUCUCAGUACACUUCACAACGUUUACCUGCAGGUUCUGACAAAGAACAAAGACAACCACAAUCUAUGACUGGGGUGGAAUAAAUCUGAAGGCAGAGAGAGGGUCAACCUCAAAAACCAAUAGGCUUCACCAUGGAAACUUCUUUCUAAAUGGAACAUGGAGUUGUGAGAAUUUUGAAGUUGAGCCUGUGAGCAAGAGACUCAGUCCUGAAGAAUGUUUCCAAGUGACAUUUCUCAGUGAUAGCAGAGAUUUCACUGGGAAGCAUCACCAGCAGACUUUUAUUUUGAGAAAACAACAAAAAGAUCAUUGUGUUAAGUUUUAUGGGUGUUUUCAUCAUGUGAUGAAUGUGUGAAAUAGGGCGUCUGGUUUUCAGCUUACUUUUCAAGGACUUAGGGAGGAGUAGCCACCAGCCUUGCAGCGCAGCUCAGCCUGCACCCCUCCCUCCCACCCACCCACUAGACGUGUCAUAGAUGCUGACCAGAGUAGAAAUCAGUUCUAAAAGUAGCUUUGAGUUUUAAAGAAUCAGCAGUUAAGUUGAUACAUUAGGAAUUAUUUGUUCAAGUGAAGUGUAUUUUAUAUAUGUGGCCCCACUUGGGCCUUUGAGAUUCUGGAAUUCCUCAGCAUUUUGUUUCUUCGAUGGCCCUGCUCGUGCUGUGUAGCAGGCUCUAGUGCAGCAUUACAGCUCAGAGAGGGUCGUCCUGAGACCCGGGGCGAUAGCCUUGGAAAUCGGCUGGGGCUAGGAAUGUUCAAGUCCUACCAGAAAUGUUCAUUUUAAGUUAAACUUGCCAGUGGUUUUGAAAAUGUUAGUUUGGUGUGUAAAACACAGCCUUUUAUUUUCCUUUUCUGUCUAAACACAGUUAAAAGUCAUUGUUAAUUUUUUCUUUAACACUGACAAAAGAACUGGUGGACCAAUCUGGUAAAGCCAUUGUGGUUCCGUUCCUCAAGUGUACUGAGAACAGUUUUAAAGCUAUGCAGAAAAGGGAACUGUUGCUAUUCACACUGCCCUUACUUUGUUGUAGACUAUGGCAUUUAAAAGAAAGUAUGAGAUUGAGAACUUUACCCAUGUGUUCCUGGGCUGUGAGUACUUCUCCAGCCCAAAGUGUGAAAAUGUGUAAAGAUGCUUUGUUAUGCUGCUAUUGAUCUGCCAUGAUUUAUAUUUAUUCUUUUAUGGCAUGUGAUGUUUAGUAAUAUUUUAAUGUAGAUUUUGAUUUAUUUCAGCAAUAGUAAUUUUAAGAUGUCCUUUGGAUGAAGGUGUCUUCUUUUCUAUGACAUAGGUCGUUUUGUAGUAUUUAACCAGUUACGCUGCACUGCUUGCUUUUCUGAGCACUAUUUAAUGAUGGGGUAAAAACCCACUUGGCUCAACCAGCUCGCGUGAGCGUUAGCUGUGAAUAAUGCUGACAGAUGAGAUGGUUCCUUGAGAACAAUCAUUUAAGCUUUAAUGGUAACUCAAUCAUAAACCGGUAGGGGGUUUUCUAGCUGAAAUUUUAGGAAUCACCUGCGAAUUAUGUACUUACUUUAGUUUGGUCUUAUUUUUUUAGCAUAAAGGAUACUUCAUCUGGUUGGUUUCUGUUGAUCUUAAACAUGCUUCCUGGACAGUGUUUCUGCGCAACUUACUGUCUUCUCUUACUGUCUGCCUACUUUGUGUGAAUUCUGUAGAAUUCAGGGAAGCUUAUAAGUUUUCAUACUCAAGUAGGAGUAGUUUGUUUUCAAAGAUAGUGUUAUAAACUCAGCAACCAAAACUAAAUUGCUCAUGCAUCAUCUGAGAAAGACUUACAGGAAGAUAAAGUUAUGGUGAGACAAGGACUGUUGCUGACACCAGGAAACGGUGUGCAGAAAGCCACAUGGCUGUUUUCGUAAAAUGACUUUCCAGUAGGUUUGCUCGUGCCCCAGGUGUAGUCUCAGUGGGCUUUAGUAAUCAGGUGGAUCAAGGAUUCUCGUUGUAAUAGACAUUUGAAUUUAAAUGAUGCUUUUGAGUAUGUUUAAUAAUAUGAGAGAGUACCCUAAAGAGGGUCUAUAAUCAGUCUGUUAAUUUUCAUCCUUUAAUCCUAGGAAUGAAUACGAUGUACAGUGAAAGAAAAUCAGUGAUAAGGCUUCCUUAGUGUGAAAGUAAACUUCUAAGUGCCCAAGUCAUGGAAGCUUGAAAAGGGUAAACCUGGCUCCCUCCCGGGUUUCUAUAUUCAGUCCAUUUGCUUAAACUUCAGAAGCCCGAAGUUGUGGUCGUGAUCGCCAGGAAGUCCCGGCCAGAAUGCAUCCCAGAGAGCAGGCCCGGCCUGGGCGCGCAGGUGGUGAGCUGGGCCCGCCGCAGUCAGUUGCCUUACCGCUCGUGCGGGCUUCCCUCCAGAACCUCAUGCUAGCUUAGAUUGCACGUUCACGUUGCUGCCGUGUCCUCACUGGGAACUUCGUGGAAUGGAAAUGGACACCAAGAUGGACAUGCUGCUUACUAGCUUUCGCAGAACCCUGGGAGGCUUGCGUUUGGACCGCUAUGUCCCUCUGUCUGCGCACCCUUGUGCACCCCUGCCCCCUAACCGCUGCAGCCCAGAGCAGUAGCCCAGAGUACAGUAUGCGUAUGGCCUCACCAGUGGGUGGCGCUGCUCUUUAUGUUGUAGAAUGAUGUCUUUGAAUUGACACAGAAACCACACACACCUGUGUACCUCACGGCCGGCCUUACUCCUCUUUGAGCAUCUCUCCUGGGAUUUGCGAGUUGUGCACGUUGACCUGCUUCACCUUAGAUCCUAAGCUUGCAAGUGGCCAUCAGUAUCAGAAGCGUUCUGUGUGUGUGGAAUGUCCACAGCUUACCUUGAACAGAGUGGUGCUUUCUGUGCAGAAGUGGAGCCACUCUGGGCCCUUCGCUGCAGGAGGAUGCGCAGGCUGGCUUGGCACGUGUCGGCUACAUUGUGCAUGUCCAAGCAUUUGCGCUCUUUCCAGCCUGUGUUCUCUUGUAGAAGUUGUAAACCCCACCAAGUCCACUGUUAGGGAAAUAUUUUUAAACCAUUCAGCUUUAUUACUCUCCUACCCCAAAGAAUGUAGUUUGAAUUUUUCUUCUUUUGAUAGUAGAGGCCAUAACUGCCAUUCUAUUACUAAUAAUGCAACAUGAAAUUGGAGGUGCCUAACUGCUUAAAAAACAAAAUCAGCCAUCAUACUGUAACUUGGAGAGGACGAGGCGGCACGUGCCCACGUGAGCACCCAGCACCGCCAGGAGGACCGAGGCAGCACGGGCUAGGCCUGCGGCCUUGCUGCGAGCUCCCCGCAGAGCACGUUCCUUGCCUGCCUUCGCUUUUCUUCAGCUGUGUCUACAGUACCUUCUGGAAGCAGCAGCGCCCUGUGUUUUCAUUGCCCAAAAUGUUAAGAUCUGAGUAAAGCAAAGCAGCUUGCAGUAGGUUUUUAGAAGCUGUGUUUGAGAACACGUCCGUGAGGGCCAGGGCCUCAAGCAGCCUGGUUGUCAGCAGAUUUCAGCAGGAGAGAGGCGUGCAGUGUUUCCCUCAGAUCUGGAUUUCCCAUCUUUCUUGAACAUGCAGUAUCCAUCCCUUUGAAGUGGGAAAAAUGCAAAGUUGUGUUUCCCUCUUACCUGCGUGAAUCCUUAGGAAACGUGUUUUGAAACUGUUCUAAGUGAUCUUUGUAUGCGGUGUCACUGCUUGGCAGUUGGCUCUCCGCCGUCCCGCGUUCUCCGCUUCCUGCAGCGUGGGGUGAGAAGCCAGGAGCUACAGCAAGGGUGUGUGUUCUGUGGGCGCAACGCUGCAUCAUUAACAUUUUUAACGGUAUGGGUUUUAUACCAUCUGUGUGUGUUUGCAAAUAUUAAGUUAUUACAUGUUUUAAAAUGAGCAUUUUUCAUCUUAAAUUUUAUAUGUUUGCAAAUAUAUUUUUUUAAUAAAAUUUCAAAACCAAGUUUUAGCACCUACUAAAUGUUCCCUGUGUUUUUAUUCAAUUUGUAGACAUAGGAACUUUUAAGAUGGAUGUGGUAGUACACACCUGUAAUCCCAGCACUUGGCACUGAG
Molecule: messenger RNA, 5572 nt
Organism: Octodon degus (degu)
Lineage: Eukaryota; Metazoa; Chordata; Mammalia; Rodentia; Octodontidae
Gene: Dcp1a
Product: decapping mRNA 1A
Exons: 9
Coding region: 15-1649 (544 amino acids)
Biological process (GO): positive regulation of catalytic activity; deadenylation-dependent decapping of nuclear-transcribed mRNA; deadenylation-independent decapping of nuclear-transcribed mRNA
Cellular component (GO): P-body
Molecular function (GO): enzyme activator activity; mRNA binding
Source: RefSeq, a predicted model, not a curated record